Messenger RNA from Hyla sarda, 2173 nucleotides. It is a transcript of the gene TMEM69, whose product is annotated as transmembrane protein 69. The record is from RefSeq and is a predicted model, not a curated record. The coding region runs from base 911 to 1657 and encodes 248 amino acids. NCBI's taxonomy places the organism in Eukaryota, Metazoa, Chordata, Amphibia, Anura, Hylidae. The transcript has 3 exons.
CAGCGCUGGGACUGCUUGGAAAUGCAUAUCCGAGCAGAAUCCACAAAAACACUGAACAGGUUCAAUGUUUUUGGAUUUCUGCUGUGUAAACAGAGCAGCAGAAUCCCAUUGAAAUCAAAGAGACUCUGCUGCUGCGGAAUGUCUAUGUGGAAUAUAAAUGCUGAAUUUCUGCCAUGUGAAGAUAGCCUUAUACUGACAGUAACAACUAUACUAACACACAGACUUAGAUACAGUGGUUCAACAGACACAUUGAAAAAUUAGAUACUGCAGCUGAGCAGGCAGUAUCACACAUGAUAAGCACAGCGGACAAUAUCAAGCUACAUAGUUUUUGGUACAGUGGCUAGUAUCACAUGAUAGGCUUAGAUACACAUGUCAGCAUAAAAGAAUCACACUUGAUAGUAUUUUAUACACAGCUCAGCAGAGAGUAUCACACAAUAGGUUUAGAUACUGUGGUUAAGCAGUCAGUCUCACACAAUAGGCUUAAAUACACAUCUUAGUAGAAAGUAUCACACAGGAUAGGCUUAGAUAUACAAUUAGUAGGCAGUUUUAGACAGAACAGGCUGAGAUACAGUGGUUUAGUAGACAGCAUCAGAGAAUAGGCUUAGAUACACAGCUCUGCGGGCAGUAUCACAGAUGACAGGUUUAGAUACAAAGCUGGGAUCCCUGAACGAUACAAGAGAUUAUAACACACUACAUAAGACUCAACAUAACUUCUAGUGACUCCUUAGCUCCGGGGUCGCAAGGCUUAUUGUGCGCAUGCUCAGCUCCGUUUGCCCACACUCGUUUAGGCUUCUUUGCCAAAACCGGAAGUGAACCCGGUGACUUCCUGUCAGUGACCUAGAGCUGCACAGCAGGCGGAGGAGGUGAUUGCGACGUAGAAGAGACCCCCCACAGUGUGCCAGUCUCCAGGAUGCUGCUGCUGCGUCUGGGUGGAAAGUGUUGGCCAUCAGCCCUGCAGCUUUGUAAGAUGGCCGCCCCAGUUUGCAGACAGAAGUCACAUGCAGUGAUUACUUGGAAGUCCUAUAUGACACAAUUCCCAGCGAUGGCCGCCCUCACUACCCUGCGGUGCCCACCUCCUCCUCUCAGCCGUGGAUUUCACUCCUCCUCCUCUUUGCACAAGAGAAGACGAAACGAACAAGAUGACGAGUUUAACCAGAUGCUGGAGAAUCACCGCCAGGAGCUGAAGAAGACGCCGCGGUCGGCCGUGUAUCUGAGCCUGGCCGGACUGGCCCCCAUGGUUGUGGCUCCUCUCACCAUGAGUAUUGGGGGUUAUUAUUACCCAGAAAUGGCAUAUCUCCAGAUCGCCACCGCCAGCUGCCUGCUGUCGUUUUAUGGUGGGAUCCGUUGGGGGAUUUCAGUUCCUGAAAACAGCCCAUGGGGACCCGACUCGCUGAACUUCCUGCUGGGUGCACUUCUUCCAUUUGUUGCAUGGACUGCAUUACUCACCUCAGAUGAUAUUUUGGUUUCAGCUCUUACCGUGAUCAGUGGGAUGGUCCUGGGGGUGUUUGGAGGGGUUGGGAUGCUCCAUCCUUUUCCUUUCUGGCUCAGUUUUCUCAGAGCGAUAUCUUUCUUGGUGACUUUGUGUUCCAUUGCGAUCACUUUGUAUCUUUCAGUUGUUUAUCCAGAAAAAUCAUUGAAAAAUCAAAGUCCCAAAUAAAAACUAUUUAUAGGAGGGAUCAUCAUGCUGAACAAUUAGCUCAGAUCAGCUGUGUCCAUGUUCUAAGGAUGACAUUUGUGGUGAUCUAAUGGUUAAGGUUGUGACACCAGAAAAAGCGUGUAGUGGUUAUAGAAUUUAUUAGUGACUGUAGUGGGUUGAUGAUGAGGGUAGUAGUCCCUGAUAUAUCACAUGACUUGAGAAUGUUCCUAGAUUGUGUUCUAUUUAAGUGAAUUAACUGACAAGGAUUUUUACAGGGUUGGACUGGGGUUAAUGUGCAGAAUUCCCCAACACUUCUAUGGGCUUUGCUGAGACACAACUCCUUUGGCGUAUCCAGAAGGAACUACCAGACUAAGCGCUUGCUAGUUGUCUUGUGCACUUUGGCUCCACAUUUGUUCCUAAAGGAAAUCUGUCAUCCCUGUCACCUGCACUAACCUGUCAGGUGACACUGAUUAUAACGGUACUUACCUUGUCCCAUUCCGUGCAGUCGUUCUCUGGUAAUCCUCUUCGGUAUCUUCA